GCCCCUCCCACACAUACAGAACCUCAACAAAUGGACAAAAAUGGACAAUAAUGAGGAGGAGCAGAUUCCCCAGAACACCCCAGUCAAUGGGAAGAAUUAUGAGUGGCAGCUGUCAGUUGGCCAUCAGUGGCUGAAAAUUGAAAAUGACCAUGUGAUUGAGACCCACUACUGCCAACCAGGAGCCAAGGGAAUCAGUAUCAAUACAAGCCAUGGGGUGGUGUUCAUAGAUUUUGAUACGUUACAGGCUAAUAAUCCAGGUAUAAAGGUGCAGAGACUAAGCUUCCUUCCUCGGGGGCAGGCGGAAGACAUAGGCUGGUACUUCAGAGAUGACCAGCUGUGGUGUGAAUAUGGAACACAGGGUUCCAACACCACGUCAUCAUCAGUCAGCAGUAGACAAGUUGAACAGCAGUUCACCACGAACCCUCAGGGAACCUUCAGAUUUACAGUGGGCCGUACACCCUACUUGAUUGAUUUCUCCACCAUGACACAGAAAAACCUCAUCACAGGCUUACAAAGGAAGCUGCGCAGGCGUCCAAAAUUAUCCUCCAACACUGGAGCAGUUGGCUUGACCUCAGACUUGCCUGCAGCUUCCUCCUCGCAGACCGGUUCUGUGGGCUACAGGUGGGAAUUCAUGGGAGUCAGAGAGCAAUGGACAGAAUACCAAGCACAUAUAUGUUCAUUUGACAGCGCUGCUAUUGAGAGACAGUACCAGCUGAACAAACAGGGCACACUGAAAUUCAAGAUUAACAGAUAUUCAUACACACUGGACUUUUCAGGUAUGUACCAAGUCAACAACAAUUUAGGGACAAGAAGAUCAGUUAGAAGGACUCCUAUAUAUGGUGUUCAGCAGAACAUCAGUUCAGGCCCUCAGCCACAAUGGCAGUUCCUAGAUAUGGAUGGAUCAUGGAAAGAUUAUUCCAAAGGAAUAUGCAGCACAUCCAGUCAGGAGAUUGAGUUCCAGUACAAACUAAACCCAUCAGGAACUAUGACAUUUUCCACCAGGAACUUUAGCUAUGAGUUAAGCUUCUCAGCCAUGACUCAGAGAAACCUGAGCACGGGCACAACCAGAACGGUGAGAAGACUUAAUCAGUGACUGAGCGGACAACAGAUUUGUAGGUCGGGGGUCAACUUAAUGAUGAUCCUACCAGUUGUGUCACUGCCCACCUCAGGUUGGCUCUCCUGUCAGAAACUGCCUCCUGCCUUCCUCCUGCCUUUAACUUAACACAACUGAUAGACAUUUACUUUGUCCCCUCUGAAGACAUGUUGUUUUUAAUGCAAGCGUUAUAAAUUUUAUUUUUCCACAUUUAAGAUGACACUACGUUUAGUGUUAAGCAGUAAAAUGUAUUUCCUGUAUCAGUUUUCUACAUUUCUGGGUUUAGGGCUGGUUUUAGCAGAUUAUUCCAUAUUUAAAUAAGUGGAAUCGUUUACAAAUAAAUCAGUGGGAGGAAAAAAAAAAAAAAAACUUCAGUUAACUUUAAGCCUUUUGUUAACUUAACUGUGGUUUCAUAAAAUGCAAUAUGUUUUAGUAAAUCUUCAAAUAUUCACAAGUUGUUGUAAUGACUGGAAUUUUUAAAAGUUUUCCCUUUUUAUCCUUUGCAUGUUUUUAAGAAUUUAUUAAAAGUGCCUUUUAAUCAGUGCA
Pundamilia nyererei is the source of this 1639-nucleotide messenger RNA. RefSeq lists its product as uncharacterized. Gene Ontology annotation, molecular function: NAD+ poly-ADP-ribosyltransferase activity; zinc ion binding. The record is from RefSeq and is a predicted model, not a curated record. NCBI's taxonomy places the organism in Eukaryota, Metazoa, Chordata, Actinopteri, Cichliformes, Cichlidae. Gene Ontology annotation, cellular component: nucleus. The transcript has 12 exons. Bases 41 to 1093 code for a protein of 350 amino acids.